AUGUCACAACAACAAGAAUCAGUCACCUCUUCUUCCUCACAAGAUGAUACCACUCCACCUUCUACCUCUUCACUACCCAGUAAUCAACAAUACAAUCGACGGCCACGAAUGGAACCACAAAUCUCUCCCCAAGAAAAGCAACAUGCCAUUCAACUAUUAGCUCAGAAGAUUCAAAGCAUUUCCGAACCUAGCAUCAUUGUUCUGGCAGGCUCAGGUCUUUCGGUAGCUAGUGGAAUACCGGAUUUUCGUUCACCUGGAAUUGGCAUCUUUGUGAAUGGAAGUCUCGACAAGUACAAUCUUCCAGAUCCUACUGCCAUCUUUGAGAAGAAUUAUUUCAUGGAAAAUCCAAAACCAUUCUAUGAGUUACGUCGAGAAAUGUUCAUGAAAGAAUACAUGCCCACAAAAAGUCAUUACUUUUUGAAAUUAUUACAAGAUAAAAACAAAUUGAUGAGAUUAUUCACUCAGAAUAUUGAUGGAUUGGAAAGAAAGUGUGGAAUCUCGAAAGAUCUUGUUGUACAUUGUCAUGGUACUUUUGAAACUUAUCAUUGUGUGAAAUGUAAGAAGGAAUAUUCAAGAAAGGAGGUGAAUGAAAAAUUGAUGACAACCACUGAACAAGACACCGUUCCAGUUCCAUUCUGUGACGCAUGUGGACAAGUCCUUAAACCAGAUAUUGUCAUGUACGGCGAAGACCUACCUGAAGAAUUUGGAAAGUGUGUCUUUAGUGAUUUGAAAAAACACAAAAACUGUCAACUAUUCAUGGUCAUUGGAACUAGUUUACAGGUGUAUCCAGUUGCCUUAAUUCCCAAUUAUGCACCUCAAGGAACCAUGAGAGUACUCAUUAAUCGAGAGCGAUGUGGUGCCUUUUAUAACAUGCAAUCGGCAGUGAGAGAAAUGGAUGGAGUGAAAAAUCAUCAUUUGGAUUUGUAUUUGGGAGGACAAGAAGACACGAUUGAUUCCUAUAUUGAACAAUUAGUGAAAGAAUUGGGAUGGGAGGAGGAAUUGCAACAACUCGUUGAGCAGGGUCCUCCCACUGAACUUUGA
Molecule: messenger RNA, 1041 nt
Organism: Naegleria lovaniensis
Lineage: Eukaryota; Heterolobosea; Eutetramitea; Acrasida; Naegleriidae
Exons: 1
Coding region: 1-1041 (346 amino acids)
Molecular function (GO): NAD+ binding
Source: RefSeq, a predicted model, not a curated record